Molecule: messenger RNA, 807 nt
Organism: Ostreobium quekettii
Lineage: Eukaryota; Viridiplantae; Chlorophyta; Ulvophyceae; Bryopsidales; Ostreobiaceae
Source: the annotation of a GenBank genome assembly
AUGUCUCUGGAGGUGCUGAAGAAGGAGCUGGUCGCCCUGGGUGCACCCGCAGCGGAAGUUGAACAGGCAUUCGUCGUGGAGACGAUUCCGAUCCACACCACCAAAAUGGACUAUGCGGGAAACAUACGGCGCAAUUCUGUAGAGGUGGGCAUGGAGGUGGGCGCCCUGGAGGGCGCAUCCAUGGAGGUGGAAUUUGGUCCUGAUUGGACGCAGAACUAUGUCUUCAGUGCAGUGCCCAAGACGCUGCACCGGUUCAGAUCGCGGCCAAGUGCGGAGAAAAUGUUCAAGUGGGCGGUGCUUAAGGCCCCCAGGGGCAGAGGGCCGCUCUUCCAGCGCCGCUGGUUCCUGGUGAUGGAGAUGUGGACCUCAUCGAGGCUGGUGUUCCUGAAAUGCGACAGGGCGGCCAGGGUGAAGAUUCUGGGCCGCGUGGAGCCGCCGCUGAGCAUCAACCAGCUGGUCGAGCUGAUUUCGGGGUUGAAGCUGGCUCAGGUCGGCGCCAGCCUGCGAAUUGACCCCGAGUUCGUGGGGCUGCACAAAGUGGUGAGGGAUGCGGAGUGCGCCUGCGUGGUGAAAGUGCUCAACAACCGGCCCCUCAAGUCCAGCGGGAGGAUUGAGAAGACCGGCUUCUUCAAGUCCGCGGACGAGGCGGUGCGGGAGGAGCGCCUGCUGGACGAGGUCGCGCGCCAGCUGAAGUGGUGCCAGGACGACGUGCUGAACGACGUGGUGACGCUUGACGACGCGAAACUGGUUGAAGUUGAGGGGGGACGCCCAGGCGUGUUCGAAUCGGUGGCCGACUUUGGAUCCUGA